UUCAGAAAGCAUCUGGAGCACGGAAAAAUCCUGUACAAGAAAUGCAGAAAGUGGGAAAGUUGGAUACCAAAGUGAACGGACAAAGAAUCCAGCCUGUCUCCAGCAGUGCUCAAAUAACAUAAAUGACUGCAGUUCAAGAUCACACUAAGAGAAAUAACACAACUAGGAAUCCAGAGGUGAAGGCAUCGGUACAAGAGCUUGCUUCUCGAGCUGCUUCCCGAGUCAAGGCUGUGGCUGCGGAAAAGAUCACACCACCAAAUUCGGCAUAUCAAUUUGAGGUUUCUUGGCGAGGAUUCUCUGGAGAUAAUGCUCGACAGACUAGCCUGUUGAAGGCUAUAUCUCCAAGUGCAUUGCCGCAGAUAUUCAAAAAUGCUUUGACUGUUCCCAUACUUCUUGACAUUAUCAAGUGUGUGGCAACCUUUUUCGUUGAAGAAAUGGAUUUGGCCGUCAAUUAUUUGGAGAACUUAACCAGGGUUCCAAGAUUUGACACACUCAUCAUGUUUCUUUCAUCCUCAGACAACGCUGAUCUUGUUAAGAUAUGGGAUGAAGUGUUUGACAAUGAGGCAACUCCGAUUGAGUAUGCCGAGAAGCUUGAUAACCUGCAUACAAAGUCCUGCCCCAAGCGAUGACAAAGCUCAACAAGUUUCUACU
Molecule: messenger RNA, 651 nt
Organism: Prunus dulcis (almond)
Lineage: Eukaryota; Viridiplantae; Streptophyta; Magnoliopsida; Rosales; Rosaceae
Exons: 5
Coding region: 123-629 (168 amino acids)
Source: RefSeq, a predicted model, not a curated record